This is a messenger RNA of Nematolebias whitei (Rio pearlfish), 2118 nucleotides long. Its product is annotated as myotubularin-related protein 5. The record is from RefSeq and is a predicted model, not a curated record. The coding region runs from base 1 to 1434 and encodes 477 amino acids. NCBI's taxonomy places the organism in Eukaryota, Metazoa, Chordata, Actinopteri, Cyprinodontiformes, Rivulidae. The transcript is spliced from 10 exons.
AUGAAUCUUUCUCGUCCACUACACAAGGUGCUGCAGGUGUCGGUGCUAGUGGUGGAGCUUCUGGACACGGGCUCGUCAGUCAUGGUCAGCCUAGAGGACGGCUGGGACGUCACCACACAGGUGGUGUCCCUCGUGCAGCUGCUGUGUGAUCCCUACUACAGAACCUUUGAUGGUUUCCGGCUGCUGGUGGAGAAGGAGUGGCUGUCGUUUGGUCACAGGUUCAGUCACCGUGGAGCUCAGACGCUGGGCAGCCAGAGCAGCGGCUUCACCCCCAUCUUCCUGCAGUUCCUGGACUGCGUCCACCAGAUCCACCUCCAGUUCCCCAUGGAGUUUGAGUUUAGUCAGUAUUACCUGAAGUUCUUGGCCUAUCAUCACGUGUCCAACCGCUUCCGCACCUUCCUGCUCGACUCUGACUACGACCGCAUCGAGCUGGGUGUGCUGUACGAGGAGAAGGCAGACAGGAAGACUCCUCUGGUGUGUAAGUCUGUGUGGGACUACAUUGACAGACUGAACAAGAAGACUCCCAUCUUCUACAACUUCAUGUUUUCUCCUGAAGAUGAGGAGGUGCUUCGGCCAUACACCUUCAUCUCCAACCUGAAGGUGUGGGACUUCUUCCUGGAAGAGACUCUGUGUGAGGGGCCGUCGUACGACUGGGAGCUAAAAGGCUGGCAGGGGUGCGAGGCGGAGGAGACCGCAGAGAAACCUGACACCAGCGCUCCCAAGUCUCAGCGGCACGUGGUGUGGCCGUGCUACGACAACAUGAGCAAGGUGCUGCCCGACGCCAUCACCAAGCUGCUGCAGGACCUGCAGAGACUGGAGGCUGAACUUGGCCAGACUUCGGACAAGUGGAAGGAGACAUGGGACAAAAUCAAGACCACGCAGAGGACUGAGACCAAACUGGAAAGCAAGCCGUCGUUCUCCAGCUCGCUGCUGAUGUCAUCCAACCUCAGCCACCAGAGACGUUCCCACGGGGUCUGCCUGCAGGAGAGCGGCGUCAGGUCCUCAAUGAGUCUCAGCCUGGACUGUGAGGCCCGUGCCACAUCCACCCCUGUCACGGGUCGGCAAAGUACCAGUACGCUCUACAGCCAGUUCCAGAGCACUGAGAGCGAAAACAGGAGUUUUGAAGGCAUUUUAUAUAAGAGAGGAGCUUUGUUGAAACCAUGGAAACCCCGGUGGUUUGUUCUGGAUAAAACAAAACAUCAGCUGAGAUACUACGACUCCAGGCAGGACAAACAGUGUAAGGGGGUGAUCGACUUUGCUGAAGUCGAGUGCAUCACCGCGGGAACACCGGCCUUGGGAGCGCCUAAAAACAUAGAGGAGAAAGCCUUUUUUGAUCUGAAGACCAACAGGCGAGUGUACAACUUCUGCGCCCAGGACGUAACCAACAGCCAGCUGUGGAUGGACAAUAUUCAGAGCUGCCUGUCGGACGCGUGAGCGAGUCGGACUCUCCAAAAACAAAGGGCGAGAAAGGAGCAGACUGCUGCUGGGAGGGGCCUUCACCACUCCGUUGUGUUCACUAGUGAACUAAUCAUUUGAUGUUACAGCUGUUUUUGUUAUAAAAUAAGAAAAGAAAAAAAAUGCUCAAAGGGCCACCUCCCCAACUGUCUGAGCACAAAACUGAUUCAAGCAUUUCUGCAGCACGACGGUCCUUCACACCCUCCACCUCUAACCACCACCUGCCCCUUGAUCAACUACCCCACACACACACACACACACACACACACACACACACACACUGGGAGAGGAAUGAUGUUCUGCAGCCAGAGUCUUCAUCCAGUCCUCUGCAGCCCACAUCCUGCAACGGUUCAUGAAGGAUUUCCUUUUCUUUCAGCAUUUCUCUCCUUUCAUUUAGUUUUUGAUUCUCGUCCACCAUCAGGAACUGGUCCAGGCAGAACUGGUCCAGGCAGAACUGAGCGGCUCAUCCAGCCGUCCUCUGAAGGUGGUGCUCUGUGAGCUCCGUGCUUACAGGAACCAAACUCUCGGCUCCUCGGCCCUCGACAACCACUAUGCUUAAGACUUUGAAGGGAUGCUGAAGGGAAAAGGACGGGUGUAAUGUUUUCAUCUUCAGGAGGUCAGGGAGGCGAGCCAUGUGACGAGGGACACAUGAACAGUCAUCGU